This is a messenger RNA of Lentinula edodes (shiitake mushroom), 708 nucleotides long. RefSeq lists its product as uncharacterized. The coding region runs from base 1 to 708 and encodes 235 amino acids. The record is from RefSeq and is a predicted model, not a curated record. The transcript is spliced from 6 exons. NCBI's taxonomy places the organism in Eukaryota, Fungi, Basidiomycota, Agaricomycetes, Agaricales, Omphalotaceae.
AUGGUACGCAUCUACGGCCUAGAACGUGGAUUUGCAACGGCUUGGGAAGAAAAGGGUGACUGUCCUUUCACCGCUGUCACAUGGAGAGAUGAUGCUCUCUUUGUUGGUACCAUGGACGGCGAUGUGAUAUGCUUUUACCCAACUACGAGGUGGAUUCGUCGACGGAAAAGUGAAAUCAUCCACAAGACUGAUGCAGUAGUCCAAACCAUGGUAUUUAAUCAGCGCGGUGACCAUCUCCUUGUUUGUUCUGGCGCUGAUGUGCUCCUCUUCGGAAAGACCUCAGGGAAGUGGAAAUAUUGUGAUUGUCUCGCCCCAAACCAUUUGGAGAGCCCAAUGAAGCAAUGUCUCAUAGGAUAUUUGUACAAUGGUUUUUGGAAAUUCAAUAUUGAAACAUGGGAGAGCACAUUAUCUUUUGGCCCAGACGACUCAUAUGAAUUGGAGGACCCAAGAAGUACUGAUUCAGCUAAAUCUCCAGACUCGAAAUUGGUUGUCAUGACGGAUACUUGCGUAGGGCUUGCAUGGUUCAAAGUCAUGCCUGAAAGGCUCAAGAAAAUGAGUACCACUAAUAUGGCUCAGGAUUCUAACGUUCCCCUUCCUGUCCUCUUCAUAAAUCAAGGCCAAGCAGUGAUCAUGGGUACAACUAAAGGGUGUGCUUUUGUUGGAAUCAAGCCUGGCAGGUCCUUGUUGACCCAUGAUCCGACGCCGUGA